AUGAAAGCUAUUAUUUUUAUUUUUUUACUUUUCGUCAUAGGAAAAUGUCAAGAAAACUCUAAGCCAUCUUUAACGCAACAGUAACAACUCUAAUAAGAAAAUUAGUAUGCUUAAACCAAGCAGAAGUUUUUAAGCAUUGAAAAAUAAAAGAUUUCAGAUGAAAAUAGUCAAAAUAAUUUGCAAUAAUUUAAAAAUAAUGAAUAGCAAAUAAUUAAAACUACAAAGUUAGUUGAAGAGUCAAGCUCAGAUAAAGAAAAAGAAUAAAGCACAAGUUAAAAAAUAGAAAAGGAAAUAGAAUUUUCAUUACUUUUUAUUGCUGGAUUGCUUUCAGCAGCAUUAGGCAUUAGCUUUGAGUGGAAGAAUGAAGUAUAUUACACUAGGUAUUUAAAACUCUUAGAUAUGAUUAAAAACAGAUGCAAAACUUAAGAUUUUGCAGAGGGAGAUUUAAUCUUCCUGAGUGGAAAGAUAAAUUAUAACUAUAAUCUAUCUGAUCCAUUAUUUAAUUUGAAUAUAGAAAAAGCUGUUAAAAUAAAACGAAGCAUAUAUAUGGUUCAAUAUGAUGAAAAAAAUAAGACAGAAGAUGAAUACGAUGAAAAUGGCAACUUAAAAAUAAGAACUAUAGCUAAAUCCCCUCGAGCUAAUAAAAAUAAUUAUGUUAAGAAGUGGAUAAGCUACAGAGUUCCAAUUCUAAACUUUAAAGAUUAAGACAAGAUUUAAAAAUCUCAAAAAUACUGUAAAUUUAUUGCUGAGAGUGAUACAUUCUUAAUAAAUAAAAUUUCCCUCUCUUUGCCUAACAAUUCACCAAAUUUAGCUCCUAUAAACUAACCAGGAACUCCAAAAGUUGGCAGUUCCAUCCUUAAUUUUAGCAACGCUACCAAUAAUUAGAAUGAAGGCAUGAAUAAAUCUUAAAAAUUUCGCUCAAGCUUGAAAAGUCUACUUCCAAACUCAAAUACUGGUGUUUAGUAAGGUAGUAUGACUGCUCCUAAUGCAACAUCUCAGUAAAAACUAUUUCGCCAAAACUCAAACUAAAGCAAUUCACAUAAUACUGGUAAAAUCAUGAUAACAGAUCUUUCUUGCUUUGAUGACUUUGCAGUAUAACCUUUCAACUAUAAUCUACUAACAAAUAAUGAAAAGGAGUUAAUAACUAACAAAAUUGAAGACUUACAUCGCUUAAAAGCAGCUUUUGAAGAUCAAAUAUUUGACACCUAUGUGAUGUUCAAGGAUGACGAAGUAAUAAUUAGCAGAAAAUAAGAUUUCAAAAUGCAUUUAGGUGAUAAUAAAAUGCAGCAUGAUUUUGUUUAUGCAGACGAAAUCAGUAUCAUAGGUAAGCUAGGAAGCAAUAACACACUUAUUCCCUAUUAUACUAUAGAAGAAAACAAUGAAGAUAUAGAAUUAGAUGAUAUGGAUGAUGAAAAUAACUCUCCAUUACUCAGAAAAAGACAUAAAAAAAUACCUUUAUUAGACCUAAAAUCAAAUCUUCUUUCUACGAACAACCAUCAAAGUUAAGAGAGUGGUUUUAUGUAAAGCAGCAAUGAAAGAAUAAGGUAUAACAAUAAUGAAUCUACAUGCACAUACUACUUUUGUUAUAUUCCACGCUUAAUGAAAACAAUAUUUGCAUUUGAUGACAAAGUUUACUGGGCAGUUGAUCGAGUAGUAAAAUUAGAUUAAUUUUUGCAAAUCAAAAAGGAGCAGUUUUCCAAAUUAGUCAAAAUUUGCAGGUAUAUCUCUUUACUAUUUAUGUUCUUAGGAGUCUAUCUUAGUAUUCUACCAAUUUUAAAUGCAUUUGGAAUUAUAAAUGCUGAGAAUCUAGAAAAGAAAUCCUCAUUUAUUACUUAAAUUCUUGUUGUUUUAAUGUUAACUAUUUCAGUCUUUCUAUCAACAGCUUUUCCUAUAUAUGCUGCUUAUAGGAUACAUUAAGGUAUAAUUCUUUUAGUUCUUUCUCUCGGACUACUUUACUUAUCUCGUGUAAUUUCCAACUGA
Molecule: messenger RNA, 1980 nt
Organism: Tetrahymena thermophila SB210
Lineage: Eukaryota; Ciliophora; Oligohymenophorea; Hymenostomatida; Tetrahymenidae
Product: transmembrane protein
Exons: 1
Biological process (GO): nuclear membrane organization
Cellular component (GO): nuclear inner membrane
Source: RefSeq, a predicted model, not a curated record